Molecule: messenger RNA, 2870 nt
Organism: Anolis carolinensis (green anole)
Lineage: Eukaryota; Metazoa; Chordata; Lepidosauria; Squamata; Anolidae
Gene: gdpgp1
Product: GDP-D-glucose phosphorylase 1
Exons: 2
Coding region: 191-1261 (356 amino acids)
Biological process (GO): glucose metabolic process
Cellular component (GO): cytoplasm
Molecular function (GO): GDP-D-glucose phosphorylase activity
Source: RefSeq, a predicted model, not a curated record
ACCCCCAUGGCGGCCAGACGGAAACAGCCGAAGGGGCGACGAAGCCAGUGCGAGCUCUUCCGAGUCCGGCCCCUUCUCAUACGUCACUGGGCAACGCUCCCAUGGCAACGAGGCCCCGCCCCUUAAAGGGGACGCGCAGAUCAUUUUUUAGGCUCCCAGAAGGAUCUCCUUCCGUCUCUCUGCACCCAGCAUGAACUCCAACAGCCAGGAUCUCAACGGGACCCCAUCUGCGGAGGCCUUCUCCUAUGGGGAACGGGACUUGGUGUUCAGCGGGGUAGAGUGGCCAUCCAAGGGCCUGUCCCGCUUUGAUCGUGCCCUGCUGCAAGGCUGGAGGGACCGCAUGGAGAAGGGCUUCUUCCGCUACCGCUUGGAGGCGUUGCCCACCCGGGUCCUGCCAGGCGUGAUGGGUCUGGUGGCACAGCUGAACGUGGAGCGCGGGGCGCGGCGGAGGGCCCCCCAGGAGAUCCACAGCCUUCAACAGGCCUUCGACCCGCAGCGGUUCAACUUUACCCGCAUCCGGCCAGAGGAGGUGCUCUUCGCCUUGAGGCGGGAAGGCUCCGCGGAGGAGGUUCUGGUGGUCAUCAACGUCAGCCCUUUGGAAAACGGGCAUGUGCUCCUGGUGCCGGAUCCGGGCUGUGAACUGCCGCAGGUGCUGACCCCGGAGGCCCUCCUUUGUGGCCUGGAGGCCGUCCUGCUCAGCACCCAGCCGGGCUUCCGCGUGGGCUUCAAUAGCCUGGGGGCUUGCGCCUCCGUCAACCACCUCCAUCUGCAUGGCUAUUACCUGGACAGGAAGCUGCCGGUGGAGACUGCCCCUUGCCAAGCCCUUCUGCCCAAAGCAGGGCUCUACUUGCUGCAGGAUGGGGCCCCGGCACCUGGCUUCCUCUUCUUCUUCUCCAAAGUGGCGCAGCUGGAGGAGAUGGCCAGACAAGUAGCAAAGCUGACCAGCUUCCUGGCAGAGAAAGGGGUGGCCCACAAUCUCUUUGUCACCCGGGGAGCGGACCCAAAUAAGGGAUCUUUCUGCGCUGCAUCGCGGCCGGGGCUUCGAAUCAUUGUCUGGCCCCGGAGGGCCUGCUUUGGGGCCAAGGAGUCCUCUGCCUUCAAUGUGGCGCUCUGUGAACUGGCAGGGCAUCUGCCCAUCAAGACCGCCCAGGACUUUGAGACCCUGACCGAGGCCUCGGCUCUCCAGAUAAUUCGAGAGUGUCUCCUCUCAGAUGCUGAGUUUGCCCAGCUGCAGCGAGAGCUGGUGGCCCUCUUGGGGUGACAUCUGUGGGGCUCAAGUGUGCUGCAGGUUGGCAGGCCUCUUUCUCCGCUCUUCCCACUCAAACAUGAACGCAAGGCCAUGAACUCAAAACUGCCUGAGACUUCCAGGCUCUGACCAAGGCCUCGGCCCUCCAAAUUAUUUGGGAGGGUUUCCUCUCAGACACUGAGUUUGCUCAGUUGCAGUGAGAGCUGGUGGCCCAUAAACAUGUUUUAACAAAAGAAAUAAGAGAUAUACAGUGUUCCCUCACUACUUCGCGGUUCACUUUUUGCGGAUUCGCUGUUAUGCGGUUUUUCAAUUACUCUAAAAGACUAUUAUAAAUCAUUAAAAAUUACAAUUUACAGCCUAAGGAAGAGAGGAAGGAGAAGCCAAAGGGAGAGAGAAGGAGCCCAAGUGGCAACAGGAGGAAAAGGAAGUGAUUUAUCAACACACAAUUGGUUGAUAAAGACUUAAAAUAGUGUAUAACUACUUAAAUAAUGUAUAAAUACUAAAAUAAAUAUAGUGUCCCUACUUUGUGGAUUUUCACUUAUUGCGAGUGGUCCUGGAACCUAACCCCAGCAAUAAGUGAGGGAACACUGUAUUCUGGGAAGGCAAAGAUUUUCCAAAGUGUAAUUAUUCUGUGUUGCUUUGACAAAGAGAUUAGACGUUAUUUUCAUGGCUAAAGACAUUUAUUGAACCAUCUAAACAUUAUAAAUACACUGCAGCCUCUCUGCUGCAGAUUCUUCUUGCAUUGCUUUGUUAAAAUUUGGUUAGAGUUAAUGGAGUUCAUUGUAUGCCUAGGGCAAAGGUUUCUGGCCAUUUGACCAAGAUUGCCUUUGAAUCAAAGCACAGCCUCUUUGUUCAAUGAGCAGAGUAGCAGAAAGCCACAAAGUUUAAAUGGUUGACUUUGUAUAGAGCGUGUUUUGAAAGGUUCCAGCAUUGAUAAAACGACAGAAAAUAACACACACUAAUAAAUGUAUCAAAGACCAAAAAAAAAAACCAACCAAAAUGAUGAGAUUUAAAAAAGAAAUCUGCUUACAAAAACAGGCUCAAAAGUAGUUUUGGUAAAUCAAAUCCAGGUUGAAGUUAUAAGUCCAAUAAAGUGAGGAGUAAAAUGGGAUUUCCUUCUGUCUUGUGGUGAAAUAAAAUAAGAGAAAUCCCAUGCGGUCAGAUAGGACAUCAUUCAAAAGAGUAAAACGAACAUGAACCCAGAAACCCCUUUUGCCAGAUAGUUCAAUAUUCAGGAGUUCUGGGGCAGCGUGGUUCACACAUUUAUUUAUGUAAUGCUGCUCAGUAACCUGUGAAAUAUUUAUUUAUUUAUUACAGUAUUUAUAUCCCGCCCUUCUCACCCAAUAAGGGACUCGGGGCAGCUUACAAUAAAAGCACAUACAGUAGGGUCUCCAACAUUCGCUUAUCCAACAUUCUGGAUUAUCCAACGCAUUUCUGUAGUCAAUGUUUUCAAUACAUAGUGAUAUUUUGGUGUUAAAUUCGUAAAUACAGUAAUUACUACAUAGCAUUACUGCAUAUUGAACUACUUUUUCUCUCAAAUUUGUUGUAUAACAUGAUGUUUUGGUGCUUAAUUUGUAAAAUCAUAACCAAAUUUGAUGUUUAAUAGACUUUUCCUUGAUCCCUC